This is a messenger RNA of Quercus lobata, 733 nucleotides long. RefSeq names its product secreted acidic protein 1A-like. Gene Ontology annotation, biological process: signal transduction; defense response. The transcript has 4 exons. The record is from RefSeq and is a predicted model, not a curated record. Bases 101 to 733 code for a protein of 210 amino acids. NCBI's taxonomy places the organism in Eukaryota, Viridiplantae, Streptophyta, Magnoliopsida, Fagales, Fagaceae.
AGAAGAAUCACAGUUUGCUAUAAUCAUUCUCUCAAAAAACUAUGCAUCUUCUACGUGGUGCUUGAAUGAGCUUGCCAAGAUUGUCAAAUGCAGGGAAGAAAUGGGACUGAUAGUUUUGCCAAUUUUUUAUGAUGUUGACCCGACUGAUGUACGAAAACAAACAGGAACUUUUAAACAAGCCUUUACUAAUCACCAAGAAUGCUUUAAAGAUAACAUAGAGAAGGUGGAAAUAUGGAGAGCUACUUUAAGAAAAGUGGCUGAUAUCUCUGGUUGGCAUUUACAAAAUAGGCAUGAGGCAGAAUUUAUCCAAGACAUUGUGAAUGAGAUAAUGGAGAAAUUGAGUUCAAAAUCCUCAAGCUCAUUUGCCAGUGUGCAGAAACGUGGGUUCAGUUUGGUAUAUGAGCAAGACAAGGAAGAGUUAAACCAAGCAAUUGCACAAAGCAGUAGCCGUGUCAUUACUUAUGAAGGUUGGGAUGGUGUCCAUCAUGGAUUUGACAAUUCAACAAGUAGCUGUGAUGACUAUAGCGAUAUUGAACCUGAGGAAAGUGAUCUCUUUUCAUACAAUGAUGUUGACAAAUAUGGAAUUGGUGGUGAUGAUGUAUAUGCAGCUGGUGAUGGUGAUGAUGAUGAUGAUGAUGAUGAUGAUGAUGAUGAUGAUGAUGCAUAUGCAGAUGAUGAUGUAUAUGUAGAUGAUGAUGCAUAUGCAGAAGAUGAUGAUGAUGAUGAUUAUUGA